Messenger RNA from Tribolium castaneum (red flour beetle), 4365 nucleotides. RefSeq names its product Neurocalcin (gene Nca). The record is from RefSeq and is a predicted model, not a curated record. Gene Ontology annotation, molecular function: calcium ion binding. The coding region runs from base 209 to 781 and encodes 190 amino acids. Lineage: Eukaryota; Metazoa; Arthropoda; Insecta; Coleoptera; Tenebrionidae. The transcript has 4 exons.
CUGUGCCAAAACAAAACCACGCAAACGCAAUGGAGUUGGCGUAAACAUGGCGUUAGUCGGGUAAUUGCUUCAGUGGUUGUGAUGAAAACAAUUCAAUGAGAAGGCAAAUAAAAAUUCAUGCAACUUUAGUUUAUUUAUUUGUUACUGUAUAAUGGAGAUGACUCGGUUAACUCGGUACAGGGAGCGGCAGUGAGCUGUUCGCAAGACCAUGGGGAAGCAGAAUAGUAAACUGAAACCGGAAGUUUUGGAAGAUCUUAAACAGAACACAGAAUUCUCAGACGCUGAGAUUCAAGAAUGGUACAAAGGAUUCCUCAAGGACUGCCCUAGCGGCCACCUUUCCGUCGACGAAUUUAAAAAGAUCUACGGUAACUUUUUUCCUUACGGUGAUGCGAGCAAGUUUGCAGAACAUGUUUUUCGUACAUUUGAUGCGAACGGAGAUGGCACCAUCGAUUUUCGGGAGUUUCUGUGCGCGCUGUCCGUCACCUCUCGAGGAAAACUAGAACAAAAGCUCAAAUGGGCCUUUUCAAUGUACGACCUAGACGGUAAUGGUUAUAUAUCACGGCAAGAGAUGCUCGAAAUAGUCACGGCAAUCUACAAGAUGGUGGGGUCUGUGAUGAAGAUGCCUGAAGACGAGAGUACGCCCGAGAAACGUACCGACAAAAUCUUCCGCCAGAUGGACCGAAACAAGGACGGCAAACUAAGCCUCGAGGAGUUCAUCGAGGGAGCAAAAAGCGAUCCUUCCAUCGUACGACUCCUCCAAUGCGACCCCCAAGCGCAGUAGCCUAAGACCGCAAAGCCGGUCACCAGAGACUCUUUAUCUUAAGUUUUUAUCAACCACUCUUGUGUGAUCGCGGGGUUUCCGCGUCGACAUCCCGGUUAUAUAAUAACUAGAGUUAGAAAAAGAUGGAUGUCUGUCUGGAUUCGUAAGUAAAACAUCACGUUGUUGUGUUUCCAUUUAACCGCGGAUUGUUAUGCUCACCCUCGCAUAGAUUUUAGUGACAGAAUAUUUAAUCCUAAUUUAAUUUAGAAAUAACUUUAAGCAGAACUAUCUACCUACUUAUAUUGAAUUUCAGUGGCGAUCUAUAACUUAUAAUAUUGCAAUUGAUGAUAUCUCAAGUACUCUACUAUCACUAUCCAAAUAUAUCAAUUGAAUGUUACUGUUUUCAAAGUUUUUAUGUGAUUCGAGAAACGUUGAAUGUAGAUGGUAUAUUUUAUUGUAAUAUUCUAAUGUUAUCUCGAUGGUAAUUGGUGCUUAACUGUCGGGCGGACUCGCGACCGAAAUUAGUUUAGAAUUUCAUGCCGAAACAAGCUCAUUGCUGCGAUUUUUCUAAAUUUAAAAUGUAUCUCAAAAACUAAUAUUCAAAUCAGUGUUUGCUGUUAAAUACUGGUUGAGUUCAUUUUUUCAGAAUAUUUCCUUAUAAUUUUAUAAUUAAAAUUGAUUAAUUUUUAAAAAUCAUUAUUAUUUCUCAUGUCAUUCUAAAACAAGGUGCUCAAAUGUUGUCUGUUCCAAAAAUAUGAUAAACAAUGCCGUUAGUCACAAUAAUAAAAUAAAUAAAAAGAGUUUUAAUCUAAACAUAUCUGAAAAUUUGCAUUUGUGUUGUUUUUUUCUAUUUAUUCAGUCUUUAAUUGAAGGUUCAUUGGUGAUUCAAAAAUCACAAAAAUAAGUAAAAAACUUUGUCUAAAAUGGAGAUUUUAAACGAAAUUUUCUCUUUUUGUUACAUGAGAUACUUUUUUUUGGUUAUUUCUUCGUUUUUUUUUUAAAUACUUUGUCAAAGUGUCAAAAAUCUCGGAAUUAAUUCGAAAAUGAUAUUACUUUGUUUGUUACACUUGAAUUUAGUUGGUUUUUGAUGGCAAUUUCGCCAAAAAAAAAUUGGAGACACAAAAUUUGGUAGAAACUUCUAACGUCUAACUUACCUUCUCAGUUUUUUGUGAAAUUUUGUUAAAUUAUUCCGAAAAAUCCCAAAAUUGGAUCAAAAAUGAUUUCUUAGAGUCAAUCGAAAUUUUGUAAAAAAAUAACCCGAAAAAAUUAAUAACUAAAAUUAAGAAAGUUACUAAAUUCUGUUAGAAAUUACACUAUUAUAGCUUUUUUCUUGCGUUUAUUAGCACGUUUUCAAGUUAGUAACAUAUUUUUUUUUUGCAAAAUUUCGGCACAAACAGGCCAAAAAUGUAUCAAAUCAAGCCAAAAAUGAUGUUAAAUUUGCCGUUCUACAGUGUUUAGGCAUGUUUUUGAAAUAAAAACUAAAGUUUUUUCUGGGAUCAAUAGCGACAGAAUUAACCGAAAAAAAAACAUCAUGCUGAGUUAUUUUUAAUGUUUUUUUCUAUUUGUUCGGUUUUUAAUUGAUAAGAUUCAUUGGAGAUCAAAAAUCACAAAAACUUCGUCAAAAAUAAGCAAAAACUUUUGGCUAAAAUGGUGUUUUUAAACGAAAUUUUCGCUUUUUGUUGUGACAUUUUGCUAAAAAACUGUCUUAAAAAUCACUAAAUUAGGACAAUUACCUAAGUUCUGGUGCGUACUUUAUUAAAAUUUUGUUGAAAACAAGCGAAAAUGACGAGAUUAAACCAACCAUUGGUUACUUUUGUCCUUUGAUUGUUUUAACGUUUUUUUUUUGGAAAUAUUUUCUUAAAAUUGUUCGACAUUUUGUUUGUUGCAUUCGAAUUUAGUUGAUUUUUUAACCCAAUUUUGUCAAAAAAUAAACCGAAAAAACAUAUUUUGGGAGAAAAUUGUGUUAUUUUUGCUAUUUUGUGACCGAAAUAUCGCGAAAUUGAACCAAAAAUGACAUUGUUUCCCUUUUUUGAGCACUUCAGCAUAUACGAUUUUUUUUUUCGAAAUUUUAUGAAAAAUAAGAGCUCAAACAUGAACAAAUUCAUUCAAAAAUUGUGGUUAUGUUUAAAAAAAAAAUCACAAAAUUUAGCCGGCAAUUACAUUAUUUUAGCUUUUUCCUGUAUUUUAACAUGUUUGUCAGUUAGAAAUACAAAUAUUUCUCAAAUUGGUUAAAAGCAAGCUGAAAAUGUAUUAUAUUAUGCCAAAAAUAUUGAUAAACUUGCUUUUUUACAUUUUUGAACACCAAGUGUUUUCGGAUAUUUUCGCCAAACAAAAAACUUGGUCGAAAAUAGUGUUUUUUUAAACAAAAUUUUCUGUUUUUGUUUGGGAUUUUGUUAAAAUUUACCAAAUUAAGGCAAUAAUUACAUUGUGACAAUUAUUUUGCAAAACUUUGUUUAAUACAUCCAAAAAUGAGCCGAUAACAUGUUUUUAUUUUUACAUAUUCAAGCAAGUUUUAAUUUUUUUUUAGAAAAUUUUUGUCAAAAUUGUCCUAGAAAUUAGUUCUUUAUCCAAUAAAAAAUAAAUCGAAUGUGAUGUUGUUUUACUCAAUACAUUUUCGAUGAAUUUUCUUUUUAUCUCGAGCUCAUUACUCAAAUAUUAAAAAAACUAUUAGAAAAAUUUUCGUUUCCCUCCAAGAAAUUGAUCUAAAAAAAAAAUUUUCAAGAUCAUAUAAUACGAAAAAAAGCAUAAACUUACAACUUUUGGACAUUUCAUUAAAAAGGCGCAAAACCCCGUUUCUAAAUAUUUAUUAAAUUUUUAAAAUUGUUAUUUAUUUUAGAAUGGCACCAGAAAUAAUAAUUAAUUAGUGGAUAAUCUAAGAUUUUUAGAUAUUUUAAUAUAAGUAAUUGUAGAACAAUGCGUAGAGAAAAAAAUCAAGUAUUUAACAAGAAACGCUGAUUUUUGUAUAAUUUUGAUUAAAUAAUUGUGCUUUCCAACAAAGCACUUUGUAAUAAUGUGUAAAAUAAAAGAAUUUCACCAGUUUUUUUAAUGCUCUUUGUAGUUUUUAAUUUUUUAUACUUUCUAUAGUAGGUGUUAAAGUUCUUCGUUUGAUUAAAAACAAAAGAUGAAGUGAAAUGCGUGUAAUUUUUUAUACGUUUCCAACAAUUCUCAAAUUUAUAAAAAGCCAGAUUUUGGCGUGAAAUUAUUAAGUACUCUCUUUAGGUCGAUGAUUUCCGCCCGUUUUCACCUGCCGCGUUAUUACUACGAAUCUCGUUCCAAUUAUUUAUACAUCUCGUUCUGCACUACUUACUUUGACUUGAAUUGGAUGUGUUCGAGAAUAAAAUUAUGAUAUACCAUAGAUAUUACUAUUGAUAGAGUCAUGCGUCAAAUUGAGGCCUAACAAAACCAUUAUACUGCAAUAGUUCUAGUCGUCUGUUAUGACAGUUAGUUUUGUACUGCGGUCCGUCCAAGGGCCGUCGCACAAACCAAGUGCAAGCACACGAACAUGUCUUGAUCUUCCCAUGUCUUGCGCGAUUGUGGUUUUGAUUAUCAAUACUACUUGUCUAAUACAUGUAAUAUCAAAAUAAAUUUGCUGAUGCAUUAAUCAA